Molecule: messenger RNA, 2361 nt
Organism: Aspergillus costaricaensis CBS 115574
Lineage: Eukaryota; Fungi; Ascomycota; Eurotiomycetes; Eurotiales; Aspergillaceae
Exons: 7
Coding region: 1-2250 (749 amino acids)
Biological process (GO): positive regulation of transcription by RNA polymerase II
Cellular component (GO): nucleus
Molecular function (GO): DNA-binding transcription factor activity; transcription cis-regulatory region binding
Source: RefSeq, a predicted model, not a curated record
AUGUUGGGACGUUUCGGCUACAGCCGGCCAGAAGUACCGGCUCGGAUAGCGGCCCGAUCCCGGUGUGCCAAGCUCGGCGACGACGAAAGCUCCCUCGUUCAGCCAUUUGAAACUAGAUAUCUCGAUUCUACUCCCCUCAUUAGGAUGAGUAGUAUUGUCUGCUUUGCCCCCAAGAACAGCCUUGACUCCUUGUUUGACGUCACAGCAAGCGUACACCAUGCCGGGAGUUCCAUCAAACAAGGCAUCUGCCAGCGUUGCACCAAUGCUGGAGUUGAAUGUCCUGGAUAUGUACAAACUCGCAAGUUUAUCGAUCAGGGUGCCUCUGUUCGGCGUCGAUAUGCGCCAUAUCAGCAGGAUAACCCCCGACGGGAUCCUUCACAUAGUCCCAAUAAAGUGACGCGAGAAAGUCCACCAAAUAUUGGAAGAGCUACAAUCAGAAGCAAUGCUGCUAAUGAUCAAAUACACACGCGUGUAGCUGCAACAGCUGUAGCCGAUCAGCCAGCCGACGCUAGUCAAACCUUUUUUGGUUCGCCUAUAGCCGAAUCAAGACGUCAAAACCAGUUACAAGCGGAAAGUCAGCAUAGCCCAAACGCUGGCGCUGGUGCUGCUGCAGUGGCUGAACAGCCAUUGUCGGAGAUGCAUAGUCGUGCCGCUCAAGUGGCUCACACUCAUAGUAACCCCUUUGACGAUAGACUUCAUCCCCACGGGGAUGCACCCAUGACUUAUCACGAAGAGCAUGCAACAGCCGAUUAUCAAUCACCAGCUCAUGACAGCCAAUCCGUCCAAAGUGAUAAAGAGGAUUUUCAUGAGGUGGUAUCGGAGUUAAUGACAGACUCUGAGCACGAGAUAUCCUUUCUUAUACGCCAUUACUCGCAAAAUAUCGCUCCAUGGCUGGACCUCUCCGAUAGUAGAAGGUUCUUUACAACAUACGUUCCCAUACGAGCGAUAGAUUAUCCUUACGUGAGAUACUCGAUCGGCGCCUUAGCAGCAAUACAUCUGGGCCAGAUGAAGGGCGCGACAUGUCCGGAAAACGUUGGCAUGUUUACUAGCCCAGCAGCCAUGGAGACGUAUCCUAACGCGCCAGAAGUGGACUGGUAUCUCAAGGCGGCAAACUACUACUAUAUGUCAAUCGCGCGCAUGAACUCAAGCAUGCCAGAAUCUUUUGCGACUCUGUCCAGUUCCGCUGUCCUGGAAGGCCCCGUCGAAAUCGUGAAAACCUGGCUGCACCGCCAUGCAGAGACUACUCCUCCCUCUGCAAGAGACGACACGUUUUGGAGGAAAGCAGAGGCCUUGCUAGCCACAGCAACCAUGCUCACCAUGUAUAAACUCAUAAGCAAACCCGGAGAGGAAUGGAAUCGAUACCUCACCGGCGUCAACUCCUUAUUCGAAUCCCUCCUCCACCUCAACAGCAACUCCUCUGACCCCAUAAAAUUCACCCACGGCAUUAACGCCUCGUUCUGGAACUUCGCUCGACAAGACUACCUAGCCUCCUACUUCAACCGCCUUCCCACCUACCUCGACCCAACCAACCUCCCGCUCUGGCGCGCAGCCGGCCUCACCUUCACCGAAACCGGCGAAAUCGACCCCACAAGCAGCACCUCCUUCUCCACCCCAGAAGACUUCGCCUCCAACAGCCUCACCUACCUCCUAUCCAAGUUGACCAACUUCCUUGCCCACCUCCGAACAUCCCAACUAGACCAACUCAUCACUCAACCAUCACCACCUCCAACCAGAACAACCCCAACCACACCCCCAACAUCUACCUCCACCUCCCCCUCGACAACCUGGCUCAACCUCUCCGUCUCCUUCCAAUCCUGGGUCGACCGCAUGCCCGAAACAUUCCGCCCGUGUUUACGGCUGCACACUCCCCGUCCCGAAGUCUACUACUCUCUCCCAUCCUGUGCCUCGACCAUGCAACAAUACCAUUUCGGUAGGCUAGCACUAUGUCUCAAUCGUCCCGCGGACGUGAUUACAAGUCCCACGACCGCGUUCGACCGACUCCAGGGGUACAGGGAGGUCACGAAGGAGGUCGAUUAUAGAUGUAAGGAGAUUGUGGGAAUUGCGGCGGCGAGGCCCCAGAGUUGCGCGCGGAUUUAUAUGCCGGCUUUGCUGUUCGCUGCGGGACAGUGUCUUGAGAAGCAGGAGGAGAGGCAGGUUGUGGAGGAGUUGUUGUGUGGGAUUGGGGCGGAUUUGGGAUGGGAGACGGAUUCGGAGAUCCAGAGGUUGAAGGGGUUGUGGGAGGAGAGGUAGAUUGGUAGUCUUAGUUACUUUGUGUUGGUUGUGAGGGUGUAUUUAUAGCGAGUUGGGUGGGUAGUGUAGCGGAUGCGUUUGGUUUGUGUAUAUUUGAUUCGUGAAUCCUGG